Messenger RNA from Parascedosporium putredinis, 918 nucleotides. NCBI's taxonomy places the organism in Eukaryota, Fungi, Ascomycota, Sordariomycetes, Microascales, Microascaceae. The record is from the annotation of a GenBank genome assembly.
AUGGAGAAGUUUAUCAAGGAACAACAGCAGGCGAUUGUCGCGGGCCUCGAGGAACUUGAUGGCCAAAAGUUCCGCACGGAUGAGUGGAAGCGCCCAGGCGGCGGAGGCGGCAUCACAUGUGUACUUCAGGACGGAAACGUCUUCGAGAAGGCCGGCGUGGCCGUGAGCGUUGUCUACGGAACCCUACCUAAACCGGCCAUUGCCUCGAUGAGGGCCAAUCACAAGUCUCUUGCCACGGACGCCGAGUCUCUCGACUUCUUCGCUGCCGGCUUGAGCUUGGUUAUCCAUCCUAAGAAUCCCAUGGCGCCCACGGUGCACCUCAACUACCGGUACUUCGAGACGUGUCGCGAGGAUGGCUCGAGCCAGGCCUGGUGGUUCGGCGGAGGCGAGGAUCUGACACCUUCAUACCUCUUUGAGGAGGACGCCGUGCACUUCCACAAGACCAUCAAGGAUGUCUGCGACAAGCACGACCAGACCUACUACCCGCGCUUCAAGAAGUGGUGCGACGAGUACUUCUACAUCAAACACCGUGGAGAGUCCCGUGGCGUAGGCGGCAUCUUCUUUGACGACCUUGACGAGACUGAAGCAAGCGCCGAAAAGACCUUUGCCUUCAUCCAGGACGGCCUCAAGUCCUUCCUUCCUUCCUAUCUCCCCAUCAUGCAAAAGCGCAAGGAUAUGCCCUUCACCGAGGCCCAGAAGGAAUGGCAGCAGAUCCGCCGGGGUCGCUAUGUCGAGUUCAACCUUGUCCACGAUCGCGGCACAGCCUUCGGCCUCAACACCCCCGGCUCUAGGGUCGAGAGUAUUCUCAUGAGCUUGCCCGUUACGGCGACGUGGAAAUACAUGCACACCCCUGAACCUGGAACGCCUGAGCAAGAUCUCCUCGACGUAUUGAGGAACCCCAAAGAUUGGGUGAAAUAG